AUGGGAAGGCCUAAGCAAAUUAAGGAUAUCAAGCAGUUCCUUGAGAUUGCCCGCAGAAAGGACGCCCAGUCCGCCCGCAUCAAGAAGAAUGCCGAAUCUGUCAAGUUCAAGGUCAGAUGCUCGCGUUACUUGUACACUCUUGUCGUCAGCGACAAGCAGAAGGCUAACAAGUUGAGACAGUCCCUCCCUCCUGCUCUUACUGUCAACGAGAUCAAAUAA
Molecule: messenger RNA, 219 nt
Organism: Zychaea mexicana
Lineage: Eukaryota; Fungi; Mucoromycota; Mucoromycetes; Mucorales; Lichtheimiaceae
Product: 60S ribosomal protein L38
Exons: 4
Coding region: 1-219 (72 amino acids)
Biological process (GO): protein-RNA complex assembly; translation
Cellular component (GO): cytosolic large ribosomal subunit; ribosome
Molecular function (GO): structural constituent of ribosome
Source: RefSeq, a predicted model, not a curated record